ACAGUUUUGCCUCACUUAAGUCUAGGCCAUCCGACUGUCAACAGCGAAAAUCGCGCGCGCGUGCUCUCUCUCGACGAUUGAAGGUUGUUCUUUCUCUUCCUCGGUUGGUGGAUUUGGUUGGAUUUUUGUCGUUCGGUGGUGGCUGAAGAUUUUUGAUUUCUGACGUCUGAUUCGGACGUUUGGAAAAGAGUUACGGCGAAGAACGGGACGGUGGAGGGAGAAGUGCGGUGCCAAGCGAAACAGAACAACCCCUCUGCCUUUGGCGUGUCCCUUGAGUGGCAGUAUUAGUAGUAGUACAGUAGUAGUACACCUAUACUCGAAAGGGGGGACCACUUGCAGCAACCCAGUAGUGUGUCAGUCGGUGAGAAAGUGCACAAACGGCUCUUAGGUCGGUGACGGGUGCUUAGUCGGACAGAGUGAGAGAGACACCGUGAUUGGGCUGUGAAGAAGAAGUUGUUAAUAUAUAACAAGUUGCAUCAUAGUCUUAAGACUUCAGUCUUAAGAAAGUGUACCGCCAAUAAACAUCUUUCGCAAAAAAAGAAAAACACGCCGCGACGCGAGGAACAAACCAGCUCUGGGAUUACGCGCGCAGAUUCUUGAGCUAUUUUCAAAAUUUUGCAAUCCUGACAGUGACUUGUUUCCGUGGUACGCGAAUAUUUUCUCAAGGAUUUUCCGGGAUUGUGAAGUACUGUUGGAGAGCAGGAAGCUGAUCCGUCAUUUGGAGCUGUGAACCAGGAUUAAAAUGGAUUAUUUCUACUUCUGGAUUUAUAAUAGAAGAAAAUAAUGGAGAGAAUAAUUUGAAAAUUUGAAGAUUUCGAAAGUGGUCGUUGAAAUGGACUGUUAAUAUUUUUUUCUGGAUGGUGUUAUGGACUGAGAAGGACUUCAUGAAAAGCAGUGCAAUAAUAUUCGGAAGAAAGAAGAAGUGCAAUCGGAAGAAAUCAGAAGAAAUUUACAGUGCAAUAAAAAAAUACGGAUUUUGAAAGCUGCAUUGGAAGAACCUGAGUGUAGUGUUUAGCAAAAUAUGGAAUCGCCUCAAAUGUAUGACACAAAUCAAAUUCAAGUGCGAAGUGAUAUCAAGAAACUAACAAUGGCAGCGAACACCACAAAUACCAACAACAAUAAUGCUUCGACGCCAAAUAAUAAUAACAACUCACCAACGGCAGUCAACCAGAAUACGUUGGCCCUUAAGCAGCAACAGCAGGUUCAACUGAACCAACACACCCAAUCGAACGGGAAUGCGUUAACCAACGGAAAUAUUCUGUCAAAGCAAAUGCUCCAGCAGAUCCAGUACUCGCAAAGUGAGCUGGACGAGCUCACAUCUCAGGAAAUUUCGCUGGACCUCCAACAUCUGAUCGAUGAUCAGUUCCGUGAUCCGGAGGCCCUCGGUAUCUUCACCGAAAUGGUUACCGUCGGUAGCACCAACGGUAGCGUGACGAACCCCUUAGUUCAGACAGCGGCUGCUAAAGCCCUUCAGCUACAGCAAGCCCGAUUGUCCCAACACACAAAUGGAAACAGCUAUCAACGAUCUCUGGCCUACAUGCCACAACCAGUUCACACUGGCGCUACAUAUGCGAAUACUUCGAGUGACGAAAACAGCAGUGUUGGUUCUUCGGAGUCAGCUAACAUCAAAGAAGAACCAGUAGAUCCAAACGAGUACCGCCGCCAGCUACAGAACAGUGGAGCACAGUUCAUGGGUAAUACGACCUAUCAGCUGGCUGGCGGCGGCGGUGGUGGAGGCAUCGGCACAGGCAACUACGUUACGAACGGUAAUGGAAACACCUUCUCGAACCUUACUCCGGCUACGGUGUUGCAUCACCAAGCCUUGCCACAUCUUGCCGGAGCUGCCCACCUAGCGAACCUUACCAAACACAACAAAAUGCUGCCGCACGUAGCUCGAAAGUCGGUGCCGAAGUCCGUCGACAAGGGAACCGACGAAUACCGGAGAAGGCGCGAACGGAACAACAUAGCGGUACGAAAGUCCCGCGAAAAGGCGAAGGUGCGAUCGCGAGAAGUCGAGGAGAAGGUGAAAACUCUUAUCAAAGAGAAGGACCUGCUGCUGCGGAAGAUCGAGGAGAAGAAUAACGAAAUCCAGCUCUACAAACAGCUCUACAUGCAUCUGAUGAACCACAGCAAUCCGGAGAUCAACCAGAUCUGCCGCAGUGCGUUGAAUCUGUCAAACAUGGGUGAUCAUAUGUAGAAUAAGGGAUUUUAUUGUAUGCAAUCAUCUCCACCCGCCCCUUUGUUCGUCACGUGAAGUGGUCUGUCCUUAGCUUGUAGUAAAUUAAACCGCAAUUCGCGUAUUAUUUAGUGGAAAAUUGUAGAUUGAAAAUCGUUGUAAAUAUAGACAAAGACCUGGCGACGGGGAAGAUAUGUACGAUUUGUAUUGGAACUGGUGGAAAUAGUUUCACAUGAAAUUGGACCAUUUUUGAUGAACGUUGAACCAAAGACAGUAUGUGUAGAAAUGUGCUAACAAGCCUGCGAGUAAGGCGGAGCGCGAAAAGCUGUAAGUGUUGAGCUGAGCGAGGCAACGCAGAACUUUUGGAUGGAAAUGGAUUACCUGUACAUACACUUAUUCAUUUUUAUUUACCAUCAACAGCUGCUAAAGUGCAAGAAAGUUAUAUUUUCUACUUAACUCACAAGACAGCUUCGAUAAGACUUGUUUUUAUUAUAAUUAUCAUCCCAUUAUUUUUUUUAAAGAGUAAUAUUUUAUUCGUUUGUGAAUGUUGAAUAAAUGUUUAGAAAACGGCUAAUAAACCAAGUGUUAUGUUUGAUCGACAGAAAGAAAUAUUUUCUUCUUUUAAAGUUUUGUUGUUUCUUUGCUCGUUCAUCCGCAACCAGAGUAGAAUCGUUGUACAGAAAAUUGUAAAAUGCAGCCGAAACCCAAGGUCAGUCGCAAUUUGCCUCAGAUUUUCUUUUGUUUCCCAUCGAAAGCUAUCCGUAUUUGAAGGACUCACCAGAUUUGUUUGCUUUAGGGAACGGUGAAAUCAUGUGAUCGCUUAGAACCGAAGUUACCAAUCUCAGCUCGUUAGUUUAAACUGUGUUGAAAAAUCUCAUCUUCUCAAUCAGCUAAGUAGAGGAACAAUACAAAAAUCAAAAAAGACAUUUAUUUAUGCAUACUCUUGUACCAAGCGGCCAAACACGAAAAACAAUCAUCCAACUGUGUAAAUUUAAUUUCGCAAAACCACUCGGAAUUCGCUGCAAUAAUAAUUUUAAUGAACCCCAGCAAUGGAACCAGACUAGCAAAAUCCGUGUAACGUGCACUCUGGUUCCGACACUCGGUGGUAAAAGGUGUAACUAGACUAAUUUUGCAUAGAGAAAGUGAUCUAGAAUUCUAGUUUGUAAUAGACAAGACAGCAGAAAACGAAAAAAAAAAUGAAAGUGACAAGACUCAACCUCCUGCCCGUAUUACAUAUUAAAAGUCGAAGAAUCGUUUAUCGAAACACAAGGUGACAGACUGGGUAUCUAUCAAUAUAUUUCCUGAGUAUGAAUAUUAAUGUCGGAAUGGAAAAAAAAUCAAGUCUGCUAUUUAAUAAUUCGCAAACGGUGAGAAUCGAAACUUAUAUUCACGUAUGCAUGUAAACAUAAACAAACAGCUAGGGAAACUUAAGAAAACGCAGAAACUGAGACGGAUUUGUUACCAUGUUAGAAUAAUGUUAAAUUGUAAACACGUGGUCUACUAGUAGCAAUUAAGUUUUCUCUCAAAUUAGCUAAUUGAAGAGGAACGAGAGUAAUUUGUUUUUUGGAUGCUUUAUAGAUUCCUUACCAAGUUUAUUCUUUACUUUCGAUCUGUUAUUGUCGUUAAUUAUUCGGAAAACAUUCAACCGGGGACGCGAGUUUAGCUGGCUUUUUCGGAAGAUGAAGACUCUAAAAAAAUCUAUUAUUAUAGCGAUAAACACAAACAAACCUGAACAACACAAACACACACAAUUAUACAAGUACUGUAUUUUUCUCAGCUUGAAAAGUCUGUUUUGAAAAUAAGAAAUGAAAUAAAGAAUGUAUUAAAAGUGAUUAAU
This is a messenger RNA of Armigeres subalbatus, 4013 nucleotides long. RefSeq names its product CCAAT/enhancer-binding protein (gene slbo). The transcript has a single exon. The coding region runs from base 1022 to 2197 and encodes 391 amino acids. NCBI's taxonomy places the organism in Eukaryota, Metazoa, Arthropoda, Insecta, Diptera, Culicidae. Gene Ontology annotation, molecular function: DNA-binding transcription factor activity, RNA polymerase II-specific; RNA polymerase II cis-regulatory region sequence-specific DNA binding. Gene Ontology annotation, biological process: regulation of transcription by RNA polymerase II; DNA-templated transcription. The record is from RefSeq and is a predicted model, not a curated record.